Messenger RNA from Lampris incognitus (smalleye Pacific opah), 2313 nucleotides. RefSeq names its product cadherin-like protein 26. The transcript has 14 exons. Bases 1 to 2313 code for a protein of 770 amino acids. The record is from RefSeq and is a predicted model, not a curated record. Gene Ontology annotation, biological process: cell-cell junction assembly; adherens junction organization; homophilic cell-cell adhesion. Gene Ontology annotation, molecular function: calcium ion binding; cadherin binding. Lineage: Eukaryota; Metazoa; Chordata; Actinopteri; Lampriformes; Lampridae. Gene Ontology annotation, cellular component: plasma membrane; adherens junction; catenin complex.
AUGACGUCCCGGGAACGUAAUUGUGGGACGUACAAAGAAUGUCCCGAGGACAUCAUAGGGACAAUAGGGGAAAGUCUUCUAGACCUCUUCGGGACAUCACAGGGAUGUCUAGAGGACUUUCCCGCAUAUGCCGUCUUUAGUGUGCACUGCUCAGAGCCACAGAGCCGUCAGAAAAGGGGUUGGAUCAUUGACAGCUUUACUAUUGAGGAGGGGCACCCGGGGCCCUUCCCAUAUAUGUUGGGCAAGAUUAGCAUCGAGCGGAAAUAUCGUACGUAUUUUGACCUCUAUGGGGAGGGAGUAGAUGAGGAGCCAAAGGGAGUUCUCUCAAUAGAGAAAGACUCUGGCAUUGUCUUCAUACACAAAGCUAUGGACUACGAGGACAAGGAAAUGCUCAAGCUGAGAUUUGAGGCCAGGAAGAUGGACCUAUCACUGGAUACCAAAUUAGGGUUUGAGAUAAGAAUACUGGACAUCAAUGACAACCCACCGCGCUUUCAGAGAGACAUAUAUGAAAUCAGUAUAAAAGAGUCAGAAGCUCAAGGCUCCCACCUUGUGACUGUGUUGGCCAACGACAGAGACCAGGCAGGUUCGGCAAACUCAACUUUCCACUAUGAUAUCGUAUCUGUGUCUCCAAACCCACCAAAUGCUGAGUUCUUUAUUGAUGACUCUGGAGCCAUCUCAUUCAAGGGUUGUCUGGAUUAUGAGGUGGGUGAAAAGUAUACAGUGCUGGUGGAGGCCAAGGACGAUGGUGAUGUAGUCAGCCUGUCAAGUUCAACUUCUGUCUUCAUCCAUAUUGGGGAUGGAAACAAUCAUCCCCCAGCUAUUAGCUCACAAACAGGUGCUGGCAAAGUCAAAGAGGGUGAUACUGGUUUGUCUCCUCUCCGGCUACAUGUUACUGAUGGGGACGGCCCAAACAGCCCAGCAUGGAAAGUCAAAUACACCAUCCAGAACAAUGACGGAGGACACUUCAAAGUAUUCACAGACCCAGAUACCAAUGAUGGAAUCCUGACAGUAGUAAAAACUUUGGACUUUGAGGGGGCAGCAGAGAGAGAACUUCUCAUCUCAGUGGAGAAUGAGGUGCCAUAUUUCUCCUGUAAGGUGAAGGAAAGGACCUCUUCAGGCCUCUGGAUAGUUGACACGGGUACGGUUGUCUCAGGCAUGCCAAAGCCCAGCACUGUGAAAGUUGUCAUUCGCGUAGAGGAUAGAAACGAUCCACCAGUAUUCACUGUGGCUGUCAAGGAGGCCUUUGUGGAAGAAAAUGCAGAAGUAGGAACCCUGGUGGAGAAAGUCACUGCAAAAGAUCCUGACUCCUUUCAGCCAAGAGAUUUUGUGUAUAUGAUAGGUCAUGAUCCUGAUGGCUGGGUUAAAGUGGAUCCCCACACAGGACAAGUUACCACAGCCAAGAUCUUGGACAGAGAAUCUCCCUACAUGGUUAACAACAUCUACACUGUCAUAUUGCAUGCAGUGGAUGGUGAUGAGCCACCUAUGACCGGCUCAUCCACGCUGUUGAUACAUGUAAAGGACCAAAAUGAUAAUGCACCACAGCUGGCAGUGAACCACUUGCAUGUGUGUGUAUCUGACGACCCCACAACCAGCAACAUCACAGCCAUCGAUCUGGAUGACGAGCCCUAUGGAGGGCCCGUCAGAUUUGAAAUGCUGGGGGAUGUCACUGGAAAAUGGAGACUGUCUCCUUCUUAUGGUCAUGUGGUAAACCUAGUGAAGCAACCCAGCAUGUAUGCUGGCACACACACCGUUGAGUUGAAGGUCUCCAACAUACAAGGCCAUUUUGCAAUUCACAACCUCUCUGUGACAGCCUGCGACUGCUCUGUCAUGCCAAACUGCUGGGAGAGCAGGGCAACGGUCACCAACAUUGGCUACGAAGCCAUCGUCGUAGCGUUUGCCUCCUUGUUUUUACUCCUGUGUAAGAGCGAGUCACAGGAAUUCAGUCCAUUGCAAACUGACCUUACAGCUGGUGAAACUCUACUCUCCUCAAACACUGAGGCCCCAGGAAGAGACUGCCAGGUAAUGGACAGGAGUACAAUGGAUACAGGAGUACACAAAGAGAACUCCAACUACUAUGUAGCUAGCAAAGCUCUCCUGAGCCUGCUUCAUCAGAGACUUCUUUCUCUCUGCACCACAGAGGAUCUGGAUGAUGAUCAGCCUCAUCUGUAUGCUGAAGAGGGACACUUUGACACCCUCUCAGAACUGGAGCCCAUAUCCCUUCCUGAUGACUGCCUUGACCUCACCAUGCUAGAGGACCUAGGCUCCAAGUUCAGUCAGCUGGCUAGCAUUUGCAAACCACAUGUAGAACAUUAA